Molecule: messenger RNA, 3595 nt
Organism: Urocitellus parryii (Arctic ground squirrel)
Lineage: Eukaryota; Metazoa; Chordata; Mammalia; Rodentia; Sciuridae
Source: RefSeq, a predicted model, not a curated record
UCCAUGGACAAUGGCAGCUACAAUUCAGGCCAUGGAGAGGAAGAUCGAAUCGCAGGCUGCCCGCUUGCUUUCCCUAGAAGGUCGAACAGGGAUGGCUGAGAAGAAGCUGGCUGAUUGUGAGAAGACGGCCGUGGAGUUUGGCAACCAGUUGGAGGGCAAGUGGGCCGUGCUGGGGACCCUGCUGCAGGAGUACGGGCUGCUACAGCGGCGGCUGGAGAACGUGGAGAACCUGCUGCGCAACAGGAACUUCUGGAUCCUUCGGCUGCCCCCUGGCAGCAAGGGGGAGGUCCCCAAGGUGCCCGUGACCUUUGAUGAUGUGGCCGUGUAUUUUUCCGAGCAGGAGUGGGGCAAGCUGGAGGACUGGCAGAAGGAGCUCUACAAGCAUGUGAUGAGGGGCAACUAUGAGACACUGGUCUCCCUGGACUAUGCCAUCUCCAAGCCUGAAGUCCUCUCCCAGAUUGAACAAGGCAAGGAGCCCUGCACCUGGCGUCGUGCUGGCCCCAAGGUUCCAGACGUUCCUGUGGACCCCAGUCCAGGUGAAGGGUGGGAGAAGGCCAGGGAGACACCAGGCUCUGGGCCCCCUGUUCCUGCCCCUGACCUUCUGAUGCAGAUCAAGCAGGAAGGYGAGCUCCAGCUGCAGGAGCCACAGGCACUGGGCGUGGAGGCCUGGGCAUCCGGGCAGCCAGAUAUUGGGGAGGAGCCCUGGGGCCUCAGCCAACUGGACUCUGGGACAGGAGACAUCUCCACAGACGCUACCUCAGGCGUCCAUUCCAACUUUCCAACCACUAUCCCACCCACUUCCUGGCAAGCAGAUCUCCCUCCCCACCAUCCUUCAUCGGCAUGCUCAGACGGGACACUGAAGCUCAACACAGCAGCCUCCACAGAAGCAGAUGUAAAAAUUGUGAUCAAAACAGAAGUCCAAGAGGAGGAGGUGGUGGCCACACCUGUGCAUCCUACCGACUUGGAGGCCCAUGGGACUCUAUUUGCACCAGGCCAAGCCACAAGGUUUUUCCCUAGUCCUGUCCAAGAAGGAGCCUGGGAAAGCCAGGGUAGUUCCUUCCCUGGCCAGGACCCCGUGUUGGGGCUGCGUGAGCCGGCCAGGCCUGAGAGGGACAUGGGAGAGCUCAGCCCUGCAGUGGCCCAGGAGGAGACCCCUGCGGGGGACUGGCUGUUUGGUGGGGUCCGGUGGGGCUGGAAUUUCCGGUGUAAACCUCCGGUGGGCCUGAACCCAAGGACCRUGCCAGAGGGGCUGCCUUUCUCCUCCCCAGACAAUGGAGAGGCCGUCCUGGAUCCCAGCCAGGCCCCGAGACCCUUCAACGAGCCCUGUAAAUACCCUGGCCGGACGAAAGGCUUCGGCCACAAACCCGGCCUGAAGAAGCACCCUGCAGCGCCCCCGGGAGGCCGGCCCUUCACCUGCGCCACCUGCGGGAAGAGCUUCCAGCUGCAGGUGAGCCUGAGCGCGCACCAGCGCAGCUGCGGCCUGCCAGAUGGCGCGGGCACGGCCACCAGCACCGGCACGGGUGCGGGCACGGCCACCUCAGGGGGCGGCAGCGCACGGGACGGCAGCGCCCUGCGGUGCGGGGAGUGCGGCCGCUGCUUCACGCGCCCCGCGCACCUCAUCCGCCACCGCAUGCUGCACACGGGCGAGCGGCCCUUCCCCUGCACCGAGUGCGAGAAGCGCUUCACGGAGCGCUCCAAGCUCAUCGACCACUACCGAACGCACACAGGCGUGCGGCCCUUCACCUGCACCGUCUGCGGCAAGAGCUUCAUCCGCAAGGACCACCUCCGCAAGCACCAGCGCAACCACGCCGCGGGGGCCAAGGCGCCGGCCCGCGGGCAGCCGCUCCCGCCCCUGCCCACCGGGCCCCCCGACCCCUUCAAGAGCCCCGCAGCCAAAGGACCCUUGGCUUCCACAGACCUCGUGACCGACUGGACUUGUGGCCUAAGCGUCCUAGGACCCACUGAUGGUGGCGACCUGUGAACACCCCCACUACCAUAGCCCCCGUGGGCUAAAAUGUACAAAGUCCUGAGUGCAGACAGCAGGGUGGCGUUGAAAGCCUAGAGGCAGAAAGGGAGACUGGCAGAACCAAAUUCCCACAUUGCUGAACUGAUCACUGGAACAAGAGGAACGCUCCACCUCUAGACACAGUAGGAUUCUGAUUGUGAAACUGCAUACCGUAGUAGAAUUUCAAGUAAUUUAACUGCAAACCCGGUUUUUGUUCUUGUUUCUUUUUUAAUUCUUGAGGAAAAAGCUGGAAAACAGUAGCAGCAUCAGUUGAGAUCCUGUCGUGCACUUUUGUUUUUCAGGGUGUGUGUCCGCCAUGUCUCCUGAGUCUGAUGGCAGUGCUGGGAGGGUGGUGGGUGGGGUCCUGGAGGUGAAGAGGGCCCUGGAUACCCCUGGCCCCAGGACUUCUAGGGAUUGGUCUCCAGACAGCACAGUCUGUGGGAGUUGACUCACCAGUCUGCCUGGGCAGCAGGUCUGGGCCUGGGCAAAGAAGGGUACAGGACCUGGAACCCCAGCUUCCACUCAGCAGGAAGGACCAGACCAGGAGAGUCAAGGCAGUGGUCAGCUUGCCUGCCUAUUGAAAAGGCCCCUAAGCACUGGCCUGGCUUUUCCCUAUUCUGCACCAUGCCAUCCGCAGUACUGUCCUAGAGCACUUGACAACAUCCCCCAGGGACUCCUGGGCCCCAUCAAGGAGAGCCAUGUGGAGCUGUCAGGUCUGGAGGAGGUGAAGAGUGAAGAGCCAAGGCUGAGUGUGGAGCCCUCACAUCUGGUUAUGCAGAGCCAGGCCUGGAGCCAGCGGCCCAGACCCCAGAUGCUUCUGGUGUGCUGCCCCUCCUAUAGUGUCUCAUUUCCAGAGUACUUGCACAUCACAUCUCACUUGAUCAUACCUGACUUUGGGAAGUAGCAGGACAGGUACUUGUUUCUUUAUAGAAAUGAGAUGAAAAGGGCUCAAAGGGGGCAUAUCUCRGCCCCUCGCCAUUGAAUGCACAAUGUGUGCCAGGAGCCAGGAAGAGCCACAGCUGGGACACAGUUCCUCCUGAAGCCUUAGUUUAAGGGAGAAAAGGUUUUGGGUUUUGCCCUCUGAAAAGACUUGUCCCACACCCAGUGAGUCAGAUCCUUAGGCCUCAGAGGAGGAGUAUCUGGCUCCGMAGCCUUCGGGAACCUGGCCUCUUUGGUGUGUGUGCUCAUUCACACACUAGGGCUGCUCAGGAGGCAACCUGGGAGGCUGGUAACAUGUAAGUGGCUUGCUCAGUCCCACCUCAAAAGUCUUCAAAGUGGAAUUAGAAAUGGGCCCAGAUUUCUUGUCCACCGUAGUGCUAUCCCCACCACACACAUAUCCAUUCCUGGUUUUUGAAGCAGCCUUUGGUCCUCUUGCCCAAAAGGGUUCCUGCCUCUCUUUGCAAGGAAAGGCCAUGGCAUCCAUUCAUUCACUCUGUCCURCAUUUUAUUAGGAAUAGACUAGUUAAGAAAAAUGUUUCUAUGUACUGUAUAUUUUGUACCUGUUUACACUUCUAAUAUUGAUAUAACUGAUAUUUUGAAAAAUAAUUGAACAGAAAACAUCCUGUUAAAAUAAAACCUAACCAGCACCAA